ACCGUCGGUCUCCAAAGGUCGCUUCAAGGUUAUCCAGAACGGUGGACGACUACACAACAAGUAAGUAUCUAUUCGCAAGCAUGGAACAUUUCCCUUCAUUCGAGUUCUGCACUCGACAGCAGGUGAAAAUUUGGUCCAAUGGAUCGCACAGGAUGUCAUCAGCGGAGCACUUGGAAACAUCAACUCGAUCAAGCAUCUCUCUCCGUCAAACAAGCUGUCCGCCAGUUCAUCGCAACCGAGGAGAUAUCCAACACUUGUAUCGGCUUAGUAGAGGAGCGCUAUAGAGAUACCACCGUCUGGCCCGGCCUCCUUGUCUUGCGUGGACUACUGGCCUGUGGUAUUUUGGUGUACGCCCUCAAAGAACGUCGCUGGCGAGUGGACUAUGGCCUCGCCCCAAAACGAACGAUGUUAGCCGUUCCAUUCCGUGCUAAAGACAUGCCCUCGCUGCGGGCAGAGUUUGGUCAUCCGGACAUUGCUGUCACCCUCACGUGCUUGUCAUACUACUAUGCGGGCCUCACGCUCCAGCAGCUGAUGUUGUGCUUCGAGCUUCUGCUGAAGCAGGAUAAUCCCGCCUCGAGUAUGAAUCCUGGUUGCUUGGACUUCAGUCCGUCCCAGAAAGUCUACGCCACCUUAGCGGUAUCAAUACAGAAUCCGCGGAGCAGCUCCGUGACCUCCAGCAACUGUUCGCAUCCAACAAGGGCAGUCAUAGAUUUCUACCUGUCUCGAGUAGUUUUUCCCAAGGAAGCCAAGGGAUUCCCCAACAAGCUCACCUGCUCCGGUGUGGGAUCUCGCUCAAGAGAAGAGACAUCUCACAACCGGCUUUUCUGGUACAAACGACAAUCGCUAUCUGCUACCAAGCUCAAUGGUGCAGCAUGACCUCGAUUACCAACGCAGCACGAACGCUCGAGUCCUAGCAUUUCUUCUUCGCCCAGAAAACGACUGCUACAGAUGCAUACCGCCCGGCCAAAAGGUGGAAACAUUUCAUCGAUGCCCUGGUCGCACAAACUCCCGAGGUUCGCGUGCUCCUGGAUGUAGGUGCGCAGAUGCUGGAAUUGAAGAAUCAGGAGUUGGCAGAAGCAUGGCUUCGAGCCAAGCGCGACGCCCAAGCU
Suillus paluster is the source of this 1109-nucleotide messenger RNA. RefSeq lists its product as uncharacterized. Lineage: Eukaryota; Fungi; Basidiomycota; Agaricomycetes; Boletales; Suillaceae. The transcript has 2 exons. The record is from RefSeq and is a predicted model, not a curated record. Bases 139 to 876 code for a protein of 245 amino acids.